AUGGGUGAUCGACCAACACCAGUCGAGUAUGCCGUGGGACUGCCAGAAACCGUCAAAUGGCUAUAUCACAGCGAAUACUACUCUGACUUCACGAUCAAAUGCGGCGAUACAGCUACCUUCAAGGUCCACAAAUUGGUUCUGCACUCGCGAAGCGCGUACUUCAAAGGAAUUUUGAACAAUGCCAACGGAAACAUCACUGAAGUCGAAGUCAGCGAGGACCCACGAAUAUUCACCGCCAUCCUGCGAUACAUUUACGGGUAUGACUUCGACGGCCAUCCGCCUCAAGAUAUGUUUAUGGCGCAAUAUUGCAUCGCAGUCUCCAUGCUGGCGGAAAAGUACGAGAUGCCAGACCUGCCCAGCAGAGCAGCCAUCCUUUUCAAGGAAGCUUGCAGCGACGACAACGGCGACUUGAGGAUCUCACCAAAGAAGUUAGUUGACGCGCUCUAUUCGAUCCAUGAAAGCGGUGCACCGAGUGAUGACCAAUUGUGGAAGUUUGCUGGUCACAUCAUUCAAGACAAUGUUGGAAUGUUGCUCGCGGACGAGGAGGCGGGUUUCGUGAAAGCUUGUCAGGAUAUGCCGAAUUUGACUGCUAUGCUGCUGUCGAAGCUGAUUUCCCGGAAAGACCUUUACGAACUGAUGAAGAUGAAGCAUAAUCCAAAGAAUGAGUGA
Molecule: messenger RNA, 669 nt
Organism: Cercospora beticola
Lineage: Eukaryota; Fungi; Ascomycota; Dothideomycetes; Mycosphaerellales; Mycosphaerellaceae
Molecular function (GO): protein binding
Source: RefSeq, a predicted model, not a curated record